Molecule: messenger RNA, 863 nt
Organism: Xenopus tropicalis (tropical clawed frog)
Lineage: Eukaryota; Metazoa; Chordata; Amphibia; Anura; Pipidae
Product: coiled-coil domain-containing protein 77-like
Exons: 3
Coding region: 126-431 (101 amino acids)
Source: RefSeq, a predicted model, not a curated record
CUGAUUGGCAGUUAGUGGCUCCGCCCACUUUUUCUAACCUGGAAUUGUACUUACCCAGUGACUAACUCUGCAAACUUUGCAUUAACUCUGCAGAGUCUGGGGACCCCGGUGUUAUUACUGUGAGAAUGGCAGCAGGUUGGAUUUUCGCCAAGUCAGAACGUUCAGAUAAGGUGGCCAAGCGGCUGCAAUUGAUGGCGCAGAGAUACGAGGCUCUGGAGAAAAGGCGCAACAUGGAGGUAGAGGGCUAUAAGACUGACAUCAAGCUGCUGAGACUGCGGUUAAAGGAUGUAGAGAAGCAACUAUUCAAGGUGACGCUGAACAUCGGGCCAGACCAAGAUCUUGCUAUUCUGGAUGCAGUGCGGCAAGGCAACAAAAAGACACAAAAAUUUCAAGGGGAACUGAGCCUGGAGAAUGAACUGAGAAUCGGAUAGAGCACAAGGGAGACUGACGGAGCUGCCACACUAAACAAGGAGCCACAGAUAAAGGUCUACCCUGGCUCUACCUCUAGGAUUAUAUAGUGUGUUCGGCCCAGGAAGGAAGAAUAUUGGUGGCCAUACACGUUGCCAAGCGAGCUGAUCUUCUCCCGGUAUCCCCACCUACGGGUGGGUUAUAUCGGGCGAAUUCAGGCUUAUUAGAACAAGGGAUAUUAGAACAACGGAUCAAGUACAGUACCUGUACUUGAUCCCAACUAAGAUAUAAUUACCCCUUAUUGGGGGCAGAACAGCCCUAUUGGGUUUAUUUAAUGGUUAAAUGAUUCCCUUUUCUCUGUAAUAAUAAAACAGUACCUGUACUUGAUCCCAACUAAGAUAUAAUUACCCCUUAUUGGGGGCAGAACAGCCCUAUUGGGUUUAAAUGAUGUUUAA